AAUUUUUCCUAAUAAAAUACCAUGUUUGAUUGUUUGUUUAUAGGGAUUGGGACUAGAGAGAGGGAUGGGACAAGGUUUAAACCCCCUUUAUCCCUCAUCUAGAGGUUAUCAUUAGGUGGGUCGGGCUGAAGUUAAAAAAUUAUGCACACUUCUCGGGCCACGCCGGAUCGGGUGAAGCUGCGGGCCGGAUUUUUUGUGCCCAAAUCUGUCCAAAAUGGUCGGACCGUGUAGGCUUUUCGGGGGCAUUUUCGGGCCGAGGCUAAAAAAUCAACUAAAAACGCAUAAAAAUGUAUUUCCAAACCCGCCCAAAAUAAGUUUUGAGACGGCCGAUCCCAACCCGAUUUCAGGCAAAAAAAAAUAUGUCCAAAUCCCGCCCAAGAUUGAGCCAGGUCGGGCCGGGCUAACUUUGAUCACCUCUACCCUCAUCUAUACAUAAGAGGUUGGUAUAAGGAUGGUUGGACAAGGAUUAUAACAAAAAUGACAUAUGUAACCUUAAUGAAAAAAAUAAAGGAGAAAGAUAGAGUUAGUAAACAUAUAUUUAUAACUUUAUCACAGAUUCUACUUUUAUCCCUAACUUAUACCAAACAAAAGAUAACACUUUAUUUUAUCUUUAUACCACCCAUAACUCACUAUCCUUUUCCUACCCUCUUAUUUAUUUAAUUAAUUUUUUAUUUUUUUUACGGACUCUCUUAUCCUUCUUGAUCUCACAUACCAUACCAAAUAUCCUUCUUGAUCUCACAUACCAUACCAAACGCCCCGUCCGUAUAUCAUGAUUCUCAUAUUCCGUAUUUAAGAACCAAAAGAGUUCCUAUACUUAUUACUUAAACAGUUAAACUAGACGAGAAGACAAGUUCGAGUACACACACAAUAUUGAAGCGAGGAAAUUAUUGAUUAGCCAUUUACUAUAAUCAAAUUCAGUUGUUAAAACUGACAUCAGGCAGAAUUUGCUCGCCAAAUUGACUUUAUUUUCUUCUUCUUCUUCAAACCCAGAUUCAGAUCGAUCUUUUUAAACUAAUACCCAGCAAUGGCUCUAUCUUUGCAGCGUUACAUUUGGUCAAAUGACAACAGCCGUUUUUAUCAUCUCUUGAAACAAAGAAUUAAUGAAGAAAAAGAGAGGUCAAUGUUAAUUGCAAUUGAGAAGAUUGAUCAUCUGCAUGAAAAUUUAAUCAUUGAGAUUCUGUCAUGGUUACCUGUGAAAGCUCUGUUACAGUUUAAGAGUGUUUGCAAAUUAUGGUAUGCUAUUAUUUCGAGUCCGGAUUUCAUAUCAAAACACCUGAAUAACUACUAUAACAAUGAUGAAAGUUGGCGCGGUUGUAUCCCUGUUCAAUAUUAUGUUAGCCAUUCUGAACUUGAGCUGUAUGAGCUGUUGGUUGAUGAAUCUCCUCGAGUUUUAGCUGAUCAAGAGUUAGAUAGUAUGCCAAUGCAUAGCUUGUAUGUUUGUGGUUCGUGUCACGGAUUAUAUUAUGUGUAUCACUACGAUUGUAGUGGUCGUGCUUUGUGGAAUCCAGCCAUCAAUGAAUUUAGACCCUUGCCUAAAAUAAUUUGUAAGCCUGAUCUUCCAUCCGAAUUCACUUAUGCUUCGUAUGAAGUUUAUGGUUUCGGGUUUGAUCCUGUUAGUGGAGACUAUAAGGUGGUUGUUAUGAAAGGUUAUUGGCUUACUAAUUAUGACGAUGAAAGUGAUGCCAAGCAUCCUGUAUCAGUCCUUGUCUAUUCGUUAAGGACUAAUUCGUGGAGGUAUUGUGGAGAUCUGGCUAGAGCUUAUAGUUUGGAAAGUAAUAAAUGUUACAUCUAUGUGAAUGGAUGUUGUUACUGGUUCGGAUCAUUUGAAUAUAGUUCUGAACUGAUCAUUUCUUUUGAUAUGGCUACUGAUGCGUUCAAAGAAAUUGAUGUUCCAGACUAUGCACAACCAAGUUCUAAGCGUCUGGGAGUGUAUGAUGAUUCUCUUGCGAUUCUGUGUCUCCAUCAGACUAAGAAGUUCGAUAUUUGGAUAUGGAGUGAGGAGUGUUGGACCAGGAAAUUUACUGUGGGACCAUUGUCAGAUAUCUGGUGUCCUGUUGGUCAUUGGAGAAAUAACAGGCUCUUACUAGAAUGUAACGAUGGUAAGCUGGUCUUAUUGGAUCCCGAAAAACCCCAAGAAAUUAAGGAUCUUGCAUUUCAGAAGGAAAAGUCGUGUCAAGGAGUUUUUGCUUACAUGGAAAGUCUGGUUUCGAUCAAAGAUAAGAACGAGGCAGGGCCUCAGAACGUUGAAGAAAUCAUUGAUUAUUUUGGCGCAAAUAUUUUUUAUAAGAAAUUGGCACGUGGAUAGUAGUCAUGUCAGCGUUAAUUACUUUAGUUAUAGUUAUAGAUACAUAUAGAUUUGUCAUUGCAUGUGAAAUUCGAAUUUUUAUUACCUAAUCUUAACAUAUGUAAUUGCAAAUCAAUUAAGGCCUAAUUAGUCUUUGAUUCUUUGUAGAAAGAUUAUUCUUUACCUAAUAAUAUGAGGA
Messenger RNA from Chenopodium quinoa (quinoa), 2483 nucleotides. RefSeq names its product F-box/kelch-repeat protein At3g23880-like. The transcript is spliced from 3 exons. Lineage: Eukaryota; Viridiplantae; Streptophyta; Magnoliopsida; Caryophyllales; Amaranthaceae. The record is from RefSeq and is a predicted model, not a curated record. Gene Ontology annotation, molecular function: protein binding. Bases 1025 to 2305 code for a protein of 426 amino acids.